AUGAUAUCUUCAGGCUUCACAAAUGCCCCUGUGAGCCAGUUCCUGGUGUUCUCGACCGUCAUUGGCGCCCUCUUCGCUACCAUCACCGACACGAGAUACUAUAUCCACAUCGCCGUAGUGCCGCACAUUUGGACGUAUGGACAGUUUUGGCGGUUCUUGACAUGGCAGGCAUGCUUCACAAACUCAACUGAAGUCCUAUUCGGCGUGAUCACAUUCUACCAACUACGUGUUAUCGAGCGACUAUGGGGUAGCAGGAAGUUUGCCUCCUUCCUCCUAGCCACACUCCCCUACACAACUCUCCUCCCUCCCCUGAUCCUCACCUUCGCUAUCCGCCCGCUCACAUUCGGACGCAUAAACUAUCUCCCGGCUGGCCCGACUUCGAUCCUCUUCGCUCUCCUAGCAAACUACUACGCCGCGAUACCGUAUACAUAUCGCUACAAGAUCUCGGCCUUUGCACCGCCCGAGCCCUCGUCGAGCGCUCAGACUGCGACUGGCAUAUGGUCUCGCAGCUUGACGCUUACGUCAAAAUCGCUGUCAUAUCUUCCGCCGCUUCAGCUGGCUCUGAGCCAGUUCCCGGGAUCCUUCCUUGCUGCAGCAGUAGGCUGGGCAGUUGGCACGGCAUAUAGACGCGAUCUACUUCCUGGCGCAUCUGGCUGGAGAAUACCAGGGUGGAUGGUUGGUGAGGAGAAGAAGAAGGGGUUCGAAGGCCUCAGGGCUAGGCUCGAUGCUGAGAGGGAGAGAGAAGGCGGUGCAGGGGCUGCAACGGGGAUAUUAGCUGGCGAGACUGGGCAGGGUACGGCGAGGCAGAGAAGAACAUUGGGUGAUAUGGUCGCGGAGCAGUUUCGAGGGAGAAAUUAG
This is a messenger RNA of Parastagonospora nodorum SN15, 858 nucleotides long. RefSeq lists its product as hypothetical. The record is from RefSeq and is a predicted model, not a curated record. Gene Ontology annotation, molecular function: serine-type endopeptidase activity. The coding region runs from base 1 to 858 and encodes 285 amino acids. Lineage: Eukaryota; Fungi; Ascomycota; Dothideomycetes; Pleosporales; Phaeosphaeriaceae. The transcript is spliced from 3 exons.